Anastrepha obliqua is the source of this 859-nucleotide messenger RNA. RefSeq names its product 39S ribosomal protein L51, mitochondrial (gene mRpL51). The coding region runs from base 79 to 627 and encodes 182 amino acids. NCBI's taxonomy places the organism in Eukaryota, Metazoa, Arthropoda, Insecta, Diptera, Tephritidae. Gene Ontology annotation, cellular component: mitochondrial large ribosomal subunit. Gene Ontology annotation, biological process: translation. The record is from RefSeq and is a predicted model, not a curated record. The transcript has a single exon. Gene Ontology annotation, molecular function: structural constituent of ribosome.
UGUGCCACAAUAAACUGUCAUUAUCCAUUACCUAAUAAAACGGAACAAAAAAAACCACCAAUACUAAGUUUGCUAACGAUGUCCUGGCUUGCGAAUAGUUUCCGCAAGGCAAUCACCUUUACUAAUGUUCAUCAACAAGUUUUACAAAAAUGGAUCACAUCAACCACAUCAAUUACUUCAACAGCCGCCAAUGCAGCCGGCUUUCGCUACAUAUCAUUUGAAGAAAAGCGUGCCAAAGGCCCACUAAUUCGACGGUAUGGUUACAAAAAUCGCCUGCAUCAACGUGGUUUGCUUCCACAUUGGGAUAAUGGACAAAAAUUGCCAAUGCCCGAUUAUCGACCCAAAAAUGUGUGGUCUGAGAAGCGUGCACUUUUUGGUCAAAAUGAUUACAUUGACAUACUUGGCUCGGAUCGUUUGCAUCCUACACGUGUACUGUAUUCAGUGCCAUCAUGGUUACGUGGUGUCUCCGGCAAUGAAUAUCAAGUGCUGCUACGUAAACGAAAAAUGCUUGCCAAAACAAAGUAUCCAAUUGCGCGACCAACCAAAUGGAAGCAAUUGCAGAAACGGAUACUUUACCUGUAUCGAUUCCUCAAUCGCAAAACUAAAACAAGUUUCUCAAAACAAUAAAAUUACUAUGUAUCUGAGUGGAAGCGAAGUUGGGGGAAACAAAUUCAUAUAUAACUUUUGUGUUCAAUACCUUAUGGAAUAGUAAGAGAAGAGUGUUUUGUAAAUUUCUCCAUUAAUAUAAUAACAAAUGUUAUAAUGGGUUGUUGUUGUGCAUUAUGGAAAUUACUGAAUACAAUGUGACGUGCAUUUUCAUUUUUUUUUCAAAUAAAAUAAAAAUAAUCGUAUCUAAGUA